UCUCUCUCUCUUUCUUUUCUUCUCCUUUUUUACUGCUACAUCCUUCACAACAUACACCACAAAAAAAUAUCUAAACAUAAAAUAUCUACUCUCUCUCUCUACAUCAUCAAACCGCCCAACCUUUCUUUCUUUCAUGAACAUCUACAACCUCACUCAUUUUCUUACUAACACAUAUUAUCUCUGUUAAAACUACAACAACAACUUCAUUUAAACCAACUAAAAAAAAACCAUAACCAUCUUCAUCACCAUCAUCACUACUUUAACUAUAUAAAACUCUUCACUCUCCACAAACACACAUUUUUUCUUCAAACACCACAACUUCUUACAACUACCAUCAUCAACCUCACCUAACUCAUUUCAUCUCACUACACCAUAACAACAACAACAUCUACAACCACAACAUCAAACUUACCACAACAACCUUAAACUCAUCAUCAUAUUUCUAUAAGUUGGAAGCUUUUUUUGUUUCAUUUCAAGAGGCAUUCAGAAGACAUGGGUGGCAAUCAAAAAAGUACUUAUUCAUUCAAGUUCAGGAAUCCAAAGCUAGGAUUGAUUAAGGGGUUGAUCUCAGAUGUGAAAAAAAUCAGAAGGAACAACUUUUGUGUUGAGUAUGGUGACCUGUUGACUAUCAUGAACACUGAGGUGGAUGCUUGGGCCAUUUUCACUUUGGCACAAUUCUAUGAUCCUCCCUUGCGGUGUUUCACAUUCCAGGACUUCCAGUUGGCGCCAACAUUGGAAGAGUUCUCACAUAUAGCAAACAUUGGUAUCAAGGAUGAAGUCCCUUACACCGGUCUAGGGGAAUUUCCUACACAUCAACAAAUAGGUUCAUCUAUACAUCUAGAUAAAGCGGAAGUGAAGGCUAAUCUUGGACCAAAAGGAGGCACUUCGGGAUUCACUUUGAAGUUCUUAGUGGGAAAAGCUUCAGAUUUCAAAAUUAAAGAAGAUUGGGUCGCUUUCAAUGCUGUGUUAGCCUUGAUACUCUAUGGGAUUGUCUUGUUCCCGAACAUUGAUGACUUCGUGGACAUGACUGCUAUACGAAUUUUCUUGCUCAAGAAUCCCAUUCCCACCUUGCUUGCAGAUGUUUAUCACUCCAUUCAUUGGAGAAAUGAGAAGAAGGGGGGAUGAUCCAGUGUUGCGCUCCUUUACUGUAUAAAUGGUUCUUAUCUCACUUACCAAGCGAAGGACCUUUUGUUCAGAGCAAGGAUAACCUCAAGUGGUCUCAAAAACUCAUGUCUCUCACUGCCAAUGACAUCGCCUGGUACUCUCGUGUUUAUGAUGAUAUGGACAUAAUCGUCAAAUGUGGCAACUUCCAUAAUGUGCCACUCAUAGGAACUCGAGGUUGCAUCAAUUACAACCCUGAGCUUGCUAUGUGGCAACUUGGGUUUCCUAUGAAUGACAAACCAGAAGACAAGUUGUUAGAAGGUUUCUUGCUGGAAGAAGGAGUGAAGGACUUUGAUCUGGUGAAGAGGAUAGGUCGUGCCUGGACUAAAGUUUGUAGAGAAGGAAAAAGGGAGCGUGGAAAGAAGAAUUGUAUAGCUAGAGGGCCAUAUACAAGUUGGGUCCAAGCCAGAGCUUCUCAAGAUAAACUACCAUACCCUUAUGAGCCUCCAAUGCAUAAAAAUCCUCCAGAACCUACUCACGUCACUAUAGAGGAAGCUAAAGAACUCAAAGUUGUCAUCCAAAGUUUGGAAAAAGAGAAUGAAGAGCUACGGUUGAACCUUCUCCGAAUUACUGAAGAAAGGGAUAAUCAUAAGUGGGAGCUUGGGCGGAAGAAAACACAACUUCAAGCAAAUGUGGAAAGGACUGAUAAGGAGGAAUAUAAGAGAAAAAGAGUCAAACAGGGGUUAGAUCAGGCUGAGAGCUGCUUGAAUACCGUCAAAAGCCAACUGAAAGAGGCUGAGAGGGAUUGUCGUGAGAAAGAGAAAUGGUGGAAGCUCGCCACAAAACAAAAAAAGGAGAUAAGAGAGACGCUUGAGGCUGAGAUAGCCAACCUCAAUGUUUCACUCUUUGAAUCAAAAGAAAGGGAAGAACGAGAACGCCGCAGUAAAGAGAGUGUUAUGGCUGCUACUCAGGUUACACCUGAAAUGUGGAAUGGAAAGUGCCAGGAGGCUGAAAAUGCUAAUGAGUGGGAACGAUACUGGAGAGGCCGACAUGACUCUUUGCUACAAGAAGGUGAAGAUUGGAUGAACGCAAGGGAAAAUGUGAAUGCUAGUUUGGCAGCCUGCGAGGAAACCAUCCAGUUUUUACAUGAACAAAGAAAUGAGUAUCGAGACAAGUUUGCCAGUUUGAUAGACUUCUGUAAUGGCAUGGCUACGAAUGUGCCUUUGAUGCUAAGAUGUGCUUUGGAAGACAUAGACAAUGACAACAUCCCUCGUUCAGUGACUGAAUUUAUUUAUCUUUGUGAAGACAUGAUAAAAAGGUUCAAAGGAGAGUUGGAAGAUCUCAACAAACAGAAGCCUGCAGUUUGA
Molecule: messenger RNA, 2468 nt
Organism: Lathyrus oleraceus (garden pea)
Lineage: Eukaryota; Viridiplantae; Streptophyta; Magnoliopsida; Fabales; Fabaceae
Exons: 2
Coding region: 1122-2468 (448 amino acids)
Source: RefSeq, a predicted model, not a curated record